GGUGAUGCACUUGGUGAGGUAUGAUUAUGUCUUGAAAUUGCAAUGUGGAGUUCUGCUGUGAGUUUUGAGUUUGCUUAAAGAUCCUUUUUUUCAAUUUGACAAGAAUUGAAGGGCUAUGUUUUCAAAAUCAUGGGAGGCUGUGACAAGCAACGUUUCCUAAUGAAACAUGGAGUGUUAACUCCUGGACGUGUCAGGCUCUUGCUCCAUAGAGAACACCUUGCUUUCGAGGAUAUGGUAGGCGUAAUGGAGAAAGGAAGAAGAAGUGUUGAAUAAAUAGGGUAGACAAUCUGCAAAAGGCUUCAAGGCGAGCUGCAAAUGUCACUUUUCUUUAAGCUAAUUUCGCCCCCACUAGAGGUAGUAUGCAAAAAGGGUAAACCAAAAUGCCCGUAAGAUACAAUGAAGCACCUUGUUGAUC
Molecule: messenger RNA, 415 nt
Organism: Rubroshorea leprosula
Lineage: Eukaryota; Viridiplantae; Streptophyta; Magnoliopsida; Malvales; Dipterocarpaceae
Source: the annotation of a GenBank genome assembly